CAUUAGAACAACCGUUCAUGACCGUAAACCGUGUUAAAAAGAAACAUGAAAUUCGUUGUAAAUAUGCAACGAAAUCCGAAACCCGUUUCAUAUGCAACAAGUCCGCCGAGGAUCUUAUUUACAGCGGUCAGUUUCUUGCCGACUUUGCUGAUAUUUGCACGGGCUGACCGUUUUUAAAGUUAAGUCUUCAGAAACUUUGGUGUUGCUGUGGUCUUUUCACGAGUUGGAAACACAGCACAUCAUGUCAUCCACACGAGUAGUGGCCAUCACGGGCUGUGACAGCGGGCUCGGAUGGGCCAUCGCAGCCCGGGCUGCCCGGGAAGGCCUGGUCACUGUUGCAGGGAUGCUGAAAGGUGCUGAUACUCCAGCCGGCCAAGCGCUGAAGAAACUCAGCGCUCACCCGUGCCAAUUAGACGUCACUGAUAAUAAAAGCGUGUCAGAUUUCAAAGAAUACGUCGACAAGCUGCUAAAAGAUAACCCAAACUAUAAGCUGCAUGCGAUCGUGAACAAUGCUGGAGUGAUGACAAUCGGCGACUACGAGUGGCAGAGGCCGAGCAUGAUAGAGGCUACCAUAAAUGUCAACUUAUUAGGGGCCAUGAGAGUGGUGUCGGCGUUUCUACCAGACCUUAGGAGAACGGCGCUACAGUUUCAGGGGGCACAGCCGCGCGUUAUCAACGUAGCCAGCCACUGCGGAUUACAACCACUAGCGGGCUUCGGGGCAUACAGCGCCAGUAAGGCCGGACUGUUGGCGUGGACGCAAUCGUUGCGACUGGAACACGCGCCUCAUGACUUGACUGCAGUCGCUUUCAUACCCGGAGGCUUUGUUGGUGCCAGCAGCCUGUUAUCGAAACAAGCAGAUUAUGGAAGCAGCAUGCUAGAACACUUAGACGAAGAACAAAAGGCAUUCUACGGCAAACGAAUCACAGCCCUCAAUAACUAUUUAGCAGCAGUUUCAUGCGAAACAAGUUUCGAUUCAUUGAAAGAUGAAAUUAUUAUAGAAACCUUUGUAAAAGCGUUGACUGAUGAGCACCCUAAGGAGUUAUACAAAGUAGAAUCAUGGAGAUACAUGUUUUAUUACAAUAUAUUAAAAUUACCGUUACCAGAAAGUGUUCGUCGUAGAAUAAUGAAUAGAUUUUUAAGUUUUCCUGUUGAAUAAAAUAAAGUAGCAUAACUUGUUUAUUCUGUGGACAAUCUAUAUUAUAAUAAUAAAACUCUGAAAACCA
Molecule: messenger RNA, 1223 nt
Organism: Ostrinia nubilalis (European corn borer)
Lineage: Eukaryota; Metazoa; Arthropoda; Insecta; Lepidoptera; Crambidae
Gene: sro
Product: D-beta-hydroxybutyrate dehydrogenase, mitochondrial
Exons: 6
Coding region: 242-1156 (304 amino acids)
Biological process (GO): steroid metabolic process
Cellular component (GO): intracellular membrane-bounded organelle
Molecular function (GO): oxidoreductase activity
Source: RefSeq, a predicted model, not a curated record